UUUAAUCUCCUUUUCUCGUCCGCCCCUCUCUUUCUAUCCGUUCUUUCUGUUAAGCUCCGAUUCAUUCUCCAAAGUCCGAACCCUAGCUUCCCUUUCUCUAAUUUCACUCCUUCCUUCAAAUUCCAUUCACAUGCUUCUCUUCUUUUUCUCCUAAAUCAUUUUCCCAUAAAAUAAAUCCAACAAUUAUUUCUUUGUUCCAAUAAUUGAAAAAAAAAAGGAAACCGAGGAGCUAGAUAGAAGAUUCGAGAAAAUAUGACGUCGUCAACAACGAGCGCGGUUUACAUCCACGUCAUCGAAGACGUCAUUAGCAAGGUUCGCGACGAGUUCAUCAACAACGGUGGACCAGGCGAAGCUGUCCUCAAUGAACUCCAAGGACUUUGGGAGACGAAGAUGAUGCAAGCGGGCGCAAUAUGUGGUCCUAUAGAGAGGUCUACGGGUCAGAAGCAACCCACUGCCGGUGGCCCAAUUACGCCAGUGCACGAUCUCAAUGUCCCUUACGAGGGGACUGAGGAGUACGAAACUCCUACUGCUGAUAUGCUUUUCCCUCCGACUCCGUUGCAAACACCUGUUCCUACACCGUUGCCAGGAAGUGCAGAUGGCUCUAUGUAUAACAUCCCUACUGGAAGUAGUGAUUAUCCUACUCCUGUGAAUGAUGGUGCUAGUAAUGCUGAUGUGAAAGGUGGGAGGCCAAGCCCUUACAUGCAAUCUCCUUCUCCUUGGUCAAAUCAAAGGACUCCACUAAGCGUAGAUGUUAAUGUUGCUUAUGUGGAAGGGCGGGAUGAGGUGGACAGAGGAACCUCAAAUCAACCCCUGACACAGGACUUCUUUAUGAUGCCUCCUGGAAAGAGAAAACGUGAGGAUUUUGCUACACAAUAUAACAACGGUGGAUAUAUACCCCAACAAGAUGGAGCUGGGGAUUCUACAUCCGAAGUUGCAAAGACAGAGGGAAGUAAGGGUUGUAAUUUCCUGGGUAGACAUGACUCAGCAACCACUGGCAAAACCAAUAUAUUAGCUCACUUUGCUACAUCAUCACUGAAGAUUUCUCAACUGGAUGGACCAAUUCCUGAUCCAUUUGAAGAUAUGCUUUCCACUCCCAAUAUAUACAAUUAUCAAGGAGUUGUCGGUGAAGACUAUAAUGUAGCGAACACACCGGCUCCCAAUGACCUUCAGGCUGCCACUCCUGCCCCUGUUGCCCAAAAUGAUACAGGAGACGACGACGAUGAUGAACCAUUGAAUGAAGAUGACGAUGAUGAUGAUUUGGAUGAUGUGGACCAGGAGGAGCUGAACACGCAGCAUCUAGUUUUGGCUCAAUUUGAUAAGGUAACACGUACAAAGAGCCGAUGGAAAUGCACCCUGAAGGAUGGCAUCAUGCAUAUAAACAAUAAGGACAUUCUCUUUAAUAAGGCAACAGGCGAAUUUGACUUCUGAUUUUGUUAGAGAAAUGUCUAUUUUGCCAUAUUAUAUUGCAGCAGUUACUCUUAAAGAGAGAGUCAAGGGGUAUUACUGGGUGUUUCGUAAUUUUUCUUUAAUUGAAAUUAAAGUGAGAGCUUGAUGGAAGGGCAUGGGAUUCCUUUAUUUUUAAUGUCUUCCAUAAGACUUGGUUGGAUGAUUGUGGUAUUGUACAUAAACAAUGGAGGUUUUUCGGCCCUGGAAUGGAUUACUAGCUGAGAUGCUCCAUUAAGUUCUAAAAAUUUUCUGCAAUGAAAUACCUAAUUUCGUUUA
Molecule: messenger RNA, 1722 nt
Organism: Gossypium raimondii (Peruvian cotton)
Lineage: Eukaryota; Viridiplantae; Streptophyta; Magnoliopsida; Malvales; Malvaceae
Product: transcription initiation factor IIA large subunit
Exons: 11
Coding region: 253-1428 (391 amino acids)
Biological process (GO): transcription by RNA polymerase II; transcription initiation at RNA polymerase II promoter
Cellular component (GO): transcription factor TFIIA complex
Source: RefSeq, a predicted model, not a curated record